AUGAAAACCGGACACUUCUCAUCGUUGCUUCUUUUCUUCCUCGUAUUGCUUGUUUGUGUGGACGGUGCAAGAAGAGGCCCCGAAGAAUACUGGAAGAGUACGAUGAGUGAUGAGGAUAUGCCUAAGACAAUGCGCGAUUUGAUGAGUCCAAACCCGACCUCUGAUUCCAUAGAUUUGGAUCGUUUUGUUAGAAACUUCGAGACCAAACCUAAUGUCAUUAUAUAUCAUCCUCGUUGUGUUCAUUCCGAACAAUUGAAGCCGCAAGCUUUGAAAGAUUGAAGAUGUACUUCAAGCACGAAUGAAAAAUGGAUCAACAAAAUUUGUAGACUUGAUAGUUUACGCAGUCUUCGAGUUUGGUUAUGCUAUAUGUGAUCAUAAUAAAAUUUCACAUGCAAUUCUCUAUUUUUACA
This is a messenger RNA of Salvia hispanica, 410 nucleotides long. RefSeq lists its product as uncharacterized. The record is from RefSeq and is a predicted model, not a curated record. NCBI's taxonomy places the organism in Eukaryota, Viridiplantae, Streptophyta, Magnoliopsida, Lamiales, Lamiaceae.